Molecule: messenger RNA, 4004 nt
Organism: Sarcophilus harrisii (Tasmanian devil)
Lineage: Eukaryota; Metazoa; Chordata; Mammalia; Dasyuromorphia; Dasyuridae
Gene: CHD1L
Product: chromodomain helicase DNA binding protein 1 like
Exons: 23
Coding region: 85-2748 (887 amino acids)
Biological process (GO): DNA repair; chromatin remodeling
Cellular component (GO): nucleus
Molecular function (GO): ATP binding; DNA helicase activity; ATP-dependent chromatin remodeler activity
Source: RefSeq, a predicted model, not a curated record
CUGCGCGUUUCCCGAAGGCGCUUGCUUUUGCGCCCUCGCCGCUUCUUCUAGACUGGAAAGUUUCCCGGGGAGCCCGAGGACAAAAUGUCUGCGUUCUUACAGGCCCUGCAGAAUAAACCUCAACCCAAGGCAGCGGCGGGGGCCCGAGUGGAGGAGGAGGAUUUGAGGAGAUGGGGUUUGACAGGGAUCCGUUUGCGCCCCUAUCAGCUGGCUGGAGUCAACUGGCUGAUUCAGCGUUUCCAGCUUCAGCAUGGCUGCCUUCUUGGUGAUGAAAUGGGCCUGGGUAAGACAUGCCAGACUAUUGCUCUUCUCAUUUACUUCACUGGAAGUUUAAAGAAGAAAGGACCAUUUCUGAUUCUUUGUCCCUUGUCUGUUCUGAGCAAUUGGAAGGAAGAGAUGGAGAGGUUCGCUCCUGGCCUUUCCUGCAAAGUGUACAUAGGGGACAAGGAGGAGAGAGCGCGUCUGCAGCAAGAACUGAAAAAGGACGCUUUCCAUGUGCUCCUGAGCACCUACGAGCUUUGCCUGAAAGAUGCAGCAUUUCUAAAAACUUUCUCUUGGAACAUUCUGGUUGUGGAUGAAGCCCACAGAUUGAAAAACCAGAGCUCGCUGCUGUACAGAACCCUUUCAGAGAUUUCCGUGGACUUCAGCCUCCUGUUGACGGGCACCCCUAUUCAAAACAACCUUCAGGAGCUCUACUCACUCCUGAGCUUUGUGGAACCCAGUCUCUUCACCAAGAAUCAGCUUGGAGACUUCAUUCAGUACUAUCAGAAUAUAGAGAAAGAAGCUGAUUCGGCCACUGAACUGCAUCAGCUCUUGCAGCCCUUUUUGCUGCGGCGAGUCAAGGCUGAAGUAGCUGCGGAGCUCCCCAAGAAAACUGAAGUGGUGCUCUACCAUGGCAUGACGGCCCUGCAGAAGAAGUACUACAAGGCCAUUCUGAUGAAGGAUCUAGAUGCAUUUGAAAAUGAAGUGGCCAAAAAAGUGAAGCUUCAGAAUAUCCUAUCACAGCUCAGGAAGUGUGUAGGCCACCCUUAUCUGUUUGAAGGUGUGGAGCCGGAGCCCUUUGAAAUUGGAGACCAUCUAAUUGAGGCCAGUGGGAAGCUCCUUCUGCUGGAUAAACUGCUGUCAUUCUUGUACACCAGAGAUCACCGAGUGCUGCUCUUCUCCCAGAUGACCCACAUGCUGGAUAUUCUUCAAGACUACUUGGAUUACCGAGGCUACAGCUAUGAGCGUUUGGAUGGGUCAGUGAGAGGAGAAGAAAGAUUCCUUGCAAUUAAAAACUUUGGACAGCAGCCCAUCUUUGUUUUUCUCUUGAGCACCAAGGCAGGUGGAAUAGGCAUGAAUUUGACUGCUGCGGAUACAGUUAUUUUUGUUGACAGCGAUUUUAAUCCCCAAAAUGACUUGCAAGCGAUUGCCAGGGCUCACCGAAUUGGCCAGAAGAAGUCUGUGAAGGUUAUUCGGCUUAUUGGCCGAGACACGGUGGAAGAAAUCAUCUACAGGAAAGCGAUGUCCAAGCUGCGGCUCACUAAUGCCGUCAUAGAGGGUGGUCACUUAACUCUGGGAGUACAGAAGUCCUCAGCAGCCUCUGAGCUUCAGUUGAGUGAGAUCCUCAAGUUUGGCUUGGACAAGCUGUUCUCCUCAGAGGGAAGCACUUUGGAGGAGCUGGAUCUGGAGACCAUCCUGGGCCAGAGCAAGGACGGCAGGUGGAUCGUUGACGCCGUUCUUCCUUCAGAAGAGGAAAGCCAAGAGGUAGAGGGUGAAGGUCAUAUGUAUUUUUAUGAAGGUAAAGAUUAUUCUAAAGAGCCUAGUAAAGAAGACAGGAAAUCAUUUGAGCAACUUGUGCAUCUUCAGAAAAACCUUUUGGAUGAGAUCAAUCAAGAGGGAAGGGCACUCCGAAAUAAAGGAAGUGUUCUCAUUCCAGGCCUUUUGGAAGGGCCUACCAAAAGGAAACGCAUCCUGAGCCAGGAAGAACUAGAAGAGAGACGGAAGAAAAGACAAGAGGCAGCAGCCAAGAGAGCAAGGUUGAUGGAAGAGAAAAGAAAAAAAAAGGAAGAGGCCCAGGAUAAGAAAAAGAUGGCAUGGUGGGAGUCAAACGAUUACCAAUCACUCUGCCUGCCCUCUGAGGAAAGUGAAACAGAUGAAGUUGAGGAAGGAAAUGAUGAGAGCGACGUUGAAUUCAGUUAUGAAGAUCAAGAUCAGAUUUCGAUCAAUUAUGUUGUUGGGGAUGUCACUCACCCCCGGGCAGGAACAGAGGACGCCAUCAUUGUUCACUGUGUUGAUGAUUCUGGACGCUGGGGCAGAGGUGGUUUAUUUACAGCCUUAAAAGUCCGAUCAUCUAAACCAAGAAGAAUGUAUGAACUGGCAGGAAAGAUGAAGGAUCUGCAUCUGGGAGGAGUCCUUUUAUUCUCCAUCGAUGACAAGGAGUGUCGAAAGAUAGGACAGGACUCGUUGGCUUUGAUUGUGGCUCAGCAGCGGGAUCUCUCCAGUGGCUUGUCGGGUAUCAAGAUGGCGGCCCUAGAGAAGGGUUUGAAAAAGAUCGCUUUGGUUGCAAGGAAAAAGAAGGCGAGUGUCCAUCUUCCACGCAUCGGACAUGCUACCAGAGGGUUUGACUGGUACUGUACAGAGCGCCUCAUAAGGAAACAUUUAGCAGCAAAAGGCAUCUCCACUACUAUAUAUUAUUUUCCUAGGAAUAAAGCCUUUUCUUCUUAUUCGCAACCAUCUACAUCAUCCACAGGUUCUAUGGUACCAUGACCGUUGCCUGAGCCCCAACAUCUUUCUGAAAAAAACAAAAAACAAAACAAAAAAAACAAACAAACAGUAAGACAAGCUACAACCUAUCCAGAGCUGCUGAAGAAUAUUUCCAGAAGUCAAAAAUAGUUGGACAGCUGAAAUAUUUUAUUUUUACAAAUUCUAAAUUGUUUUUAUUCUGACUUUGUUUUUGUAACGUAGAAGUACACAAGCUAUUAGGGAAAACCAUGUUGCCAAUUUGCUAGGGACCCAUAUUCAGUACUUCAUUUCCAUAAACAUUUGCAUUCAGUAAUAGUUUUGCUACUUUAAAGUUGCCCUUAUUUUCCCCUCUUUUCUGGCUGUUUUCUCAUCCAUUGCUAUAAUUUCCUCAGAGACACAAAGAGAGAGAAAUAAGUUAUAAGAGAGGGAGAGAUAUUUAGAAUGCCAUUUUCAUGGCUUCCUUUCGCUCCUUGUCUGGAGCAUUGCACUUAGGUCCCUUCAGCACAGGUUGCCCGCUUUUACCUUUGCACUUAUUUCUACCUAGGCAGCAGUCAUCAAAUGUCCCCUGAGUGAUCAGGUUUCUGAAUACCCCAUAUGGUCCAUAUUCAUUGUAUUUUGUAAAUGAUGAGAUCUCCACAAGAGUCCUAACUUCCACUAAAAGAAGCAGACAGACCAAGGAAGGUGAUGCUCCUUUUAUAUGGAGUCUUAUGUUCUGUUCUGGGACUCGCUCUUUAGGAAAGACCUUAACAAGAAUUGUUAGGGUGGUGAGACCAUUGGAGACCAUCUAUAAUGGAUCAUUUGAACGAAGUGGGGAAUGUCUGCUCUUGGAGAAGAAGCUUCAAACUUGAUUUGCUUGGCCCUAGAGGGCAAAACCAGGGGUAGUAGUUGGAAGCCACAGAAACAGAUGAGACUUGUAACACAAACUUUCCCAAAGUGAAUCGACUGCCUCAGGAGGCUGUGGAAUUCUCCCUCACUGAAGGUCUUUAAAUUCUCUUUGACUACUUCCAAAGGAUGUUGUAGAGGGAUUCCUGUUUAGAUGGGGAUUGGACUCUGGUCUCUGGAGGUUCUUUCCAAAUCUUGAGAGUGUGUGAAAAACAGCUAGGGGUAUAGCCACAUAGGCAAAGAGGCAAAAUAAAAGGAGGUUGGCCAGCUCUGCCCCUACACUUUCCUGUGUUUCUCAGUCCGACCUUGAGACUUGCCAAAGGCCCAGAGAAUUUUGCAUGGUCAUAGUAACCAGUGGGAUAAUAGUAGAAAGAAAUAUAUGUGUAUUUCAACCUAAA